Molecule: messenger RNA, 1642 nt
Organism: Poecilia latipinna (sailfin molly)
Lineage: Eukaryota; Metazoa; Chordata; Actinopteri; Cyprinodontiformes; Poeciliidae
Product: centromere protein P-like
Exons: 6
Coding region: 268-936 (222 amino acids)
Biological process (GO): CENP-A containing chromatin assembly
Cellular component (GO): chromosome, centromeric region; nucleus
Source: RefSeq, a predicted model, not a curated record
GGACGAGGGGAUGUUUCACCUUUUUGCGCCCGAAUAAAUCUUAUUUUACAGUCUGUUACCAACUUUAACGCAUUGUUUUAUGACAUUUAGAUUGAUUUGUACUUAUAUUUGUGGUGUUGUACCAACAGAAGCACCCAGUAAGGUCAAAAUGGCUCGACAGCAACACCGUCUCACCCUCUAAUUUCAGCCAGAGGUGGUACAGUCCAGAGAGCGGGAGGCUGCAAACAGCUAGCUUCAGAGAUCAGCUGGGAUACUCAGUCCAGGAAGAUGAGUGAGGAGAAGGCAGAGGAGCUGAAGCAGCUGGAGACUGAGGUGAAGCUGCUGCAGGCAGAGAUCAUAGCUCUGCAGCAGCAGCGGCAGGACAGCUGGGAAAACGUCUCUGUCCAGUUCAGGGGACAGAUGCAGGACGCUCUAGCGUUUGUCUGUGGACAGACACAGGACCUGGAGGAGACGGUGGUGUCCAGGCUGAAGGAGGAAGUAGAGGAGCUGGAGAAGGACCUGAAGUUGCAGACUCAGAUGAAUGGCAUCUGCCUGAACAGCUGCAUCACAAAGACCCUGCAGAGCCGCGGUCAGGAGGUGGUCCACCAGGUCUGUCUGUCAGGUCGCAGCUAUGAGCUGGUCUUCCAGGUAGAGUUCCAGCUUUCUGAGCUCAAGGACGGAUCGAGAACAGAGCGGAGAAUCAGAGAUCUGAACCUGGUGCUGGACUCCAGCGACCUGCAGAGCCUCAGCAGCUUUCUGUCCAGAAACAAGAUGGCUGCCGGGCUGAGGUCAGCAGAACUGCAUCUGGAGGAAGGACGAGACUUAUGGGGCAAAGUCCUCUGGACAGAUGAGACCAGAGUGGAGAUGUUGAACUGUGAUGGACAGAACCAAACACCACAUACCAACUGUUGCACAUGGUGGGGGAAGGAUGACGAAGUGGGCUUCUGCUGUAAUUGACUGCAGCCAAAGUAUUCUAGAGUCCAAUGUGAGCCCUUCUGUCCUACAUCUGAAGCUUGGUCCAAACUGGGUCUUCAACAGAACCAGGGUCCCAAACUGAGCAGCAGAUCGACAAAAGGGCUGAAAAAGAGGAGAAUCGAGGCAUUUCAGUGGCCUAGUCAAAGUCCAGACCUCAUCCUGGUUGAAAGGCCAAGGUGGGACCAGGACCCUAUUAUCAGUGUGUCAGUCUAACACCCAGAGCUGAGAGGUUCUGGUCCGUUCUUCAUUCUGCUGCAGAGCGUCUGCUCUGCUCUGAUUGGCUCUGAGUCUGAGGCCAAACCACAUCUGGAUCGGAUGACCCAGACUGCAGAACCUGGCAACCAGCACAUGGAAAAAUACUGAAGACAAUGAUUCAGCUGCUGCUGCUCCGUCAGGACCUCUGGAUCUGUGCUUGCGUGCGUGCGUGCGUGCGUGCAUGUGUGUGUUUCAGCCUGUCCUUACUGUCCAGCCCAGAGGACCAUCUCUGAUGGAUCCGUCCGGGUUCAGGUGCUGCUGAUUAGUUUCUCCUGAGGUCAGGGUGGGUUUCCUCCACCAGGAUUACCCACUUUAUCCAAGCUGAUGUGGAUCUUUCUGAUGUUGAUCUGAUUUAGUGACUGUUGGUACUGAGCAGGAGGGGAAAACAAUGCUUGUGAAUAAACUUUCCAUUCAUUAAAAUUCAAUUAGUUUA